GCGCAUAUCCCUACGCGUAACCGUGAUGUAGCUUUUGGCACGCCUUGCGCAUUCCAGAAUGGCGACGCCGCCCUUGACGCCGCCGAUUUGGGCAAACGAAGUUCCGAGAGUGUACUGUCAUCAAAUCCUUUUAAUUCCCUCGCUGUGGUCAUUACUUCUCUACGUACAACUACUUUAACUGUUGGCAAUGAGGUAGGAUGAAGUGGAGUGGGUCAGGUUACACUUUCCUGUCUAAAAUUAGGGGAACUGCGCUGACGCAAGAUGGCUAAACUCGGUCUCUAUGUGUGACAGCGGGAACAAGACCGUGGAUCCAUGGAAACCUACCCUGCCAUUUAGCUGUUGUUGAUGACUGGUUGUAUUUUUAGACUUUGUUGUCAUCUUUCCGUAACACUUGGUGUCCAGCAUAUGGUAUAAAGGCGAGUCUUUCAAAAUGCAGCUGUAUAGCAGUGCGUUGACACACUAUCCCGGAUCCUCUCGCAAAGUUUCGAUAACUAUCGCAAGUGGUACCACUACCGACCAUUUGUCCAGAACAACAACGAGUGGGCCUACUCCAGCAGACACUAACGGGAAUACUGUAGGAGAGACUCAAUCUACUGCAAACAUGCCUGCUGCUGGUUUUUCAUGUUACGAGGCUGCUUCCAUGAAGCCAGUCUACUACACUUCAACCGCAGAGAUAAUUAUUCGUCGGCCUGACGGAGCUGAGAGAUCCGUACCAGUGCACAUCCUAAAGGAAACCCAAACCAAACGGUCUCCAUCAGACUCAUAUUCACAAGAUAUCCGGAUUCAGCCACUUGACCGAGAGGAUCAUUUGGACAGAGACUUGAUUGUGGACUUCAUUGAUCACUUCAGAGGUAGAGGGGAUUUUUUCAGUGAUAGUCCAAAGGUCGAACGUGAAAAUAACCUGAUCAAUUUUGACAAGAAAGAUGGACCAAGUUACAGAAAGUGUGAGGAGAGAAUGAACAUGGCAAAUGGGGAAGGAAAAACUGUUACCAGUGACCUUGUUAGCCAAAAACCCCAUCAGAAGUUGGAGGUCCUGGCAACCCAUUUGGGCCAAGGCAUCUUGGAUUCCUGUGAGAAUAGAAAUGACAGUGAAUGUGCAGACCUGGACUUUCCAUCUGGCGAGGCACAGCUCUUUGAGCUCAAUGUCCUACAGGAGCCCUCUCCGCGGAGGGAAGCGGAGAAAUGUGAGGACGACAAAGUGACGCGUUACACUGCGGAAGUGGAGAAACAGAACAAAUACCUUCAGGAGAAGGUACGCAAGUACAGAUUCCACAUCAUCCCUGACGGCAAUUGUCUGUACAGGGCGGUGUGCAAAGCCGCCUAUGGAGAGCAGUCUAUGCACAAGGAGCUGAGAGACCAGACAAUGCACCACAUAGCCGACCACCUGGAUGAGUUUAACCCCAUCAUUGAGGGGGAUGUCGGCGAGUUCCUGAUCAACGCAGCGCAGGACAGUGCCUGGGCAGGCUAUCCGGAGCUUCUGGCGAUGAGUCAGAUGUUGAAUGUGAACAUUUACCUGACCACCGGAGGUAGCUUGGAGAGUCCCACGAUUUCAACUAUGGUGCACUACCUGGGGGAAGAGGACUCGUCCAAACCCACUGUCUGGUUGAGUUGGCUCAGUAACGGACACUAUGAUGUCCUGCUGGACAGGUGUGUGGACAACCCAGAGUAUGACGAGUGGUUCCGUCAUUCUCUGAUGCAAAGGAAACGGGACGAAGAGCUGGCCAAGUCGAUGGCAGCGUCACUGUCUAAAAUGUACAUUGAACAAAAUGGUCACAUUUGAAACCAAUAGUUAUCAGAUUGCUGCAUUUAAAUAUUACUGUGUGUUACAGUAGGCUAGCUGUUACGAAAUGGGCCAAUCAUCUCUGCUGAUAGUAGUGGUGCCUCUGUCAUCUGAGGUCUGAGAGGGCCUCAGUCAGCACCUGGGGCCCCUGUUGGCCCCUGUGCUAAGGACAUCUCCUCACAGCCCAGCUCAUGACUCACCCUGAGCUCAUACGGUCUCUCUCUCUCUCUCUCUGUCUCUCUCUCUCUCUCUCUCUCUCUCUCUCUCUCUCUCUCUCUCUCUCUCUCUCUCUCUCUCUC
Messenger RNA from Oncorhynchus gorbuscha (pink salmon), 2079 nucleotides. Its product is annotated as OTU domain-containing protein 1-like. Gene Ontology annotation, biological process: protein deubiquitination. The coding region runs from base 431 to 1780 and encodes 449 amino acids. The record is from RefSeq and is a predicted model, not a curated record. NCBI's taxonomy places the organism in Eukaryota, Metazoa, Chordata, Actinopteri, Salmoniformes, Salmonidae. The transcript has a single exon. Gene Ontology annotation, molecular function: cysteine-type deubiquitinase activity.